UCAUCGCUGCGCGGCCGGGAGCGGAACGGAGCGGGACAGAACGGGACCGGCAUGUGCGAGGCGGCGGGGGACGACGGAGGGUGCGGGGCGGGCACGGCACCAGAACGGCGCCGCCGCGCCCCGACACACAGCCACCCGCGGCCCUGCGUGAAGUGCGGGCAGGGCUCGGCCGCCCUCAUCAUCCGCCUCGGGGACGCCUUCUGCCGCGUCUGCUUCCGCGAGUACUUUGUGCACAAGUUCCGCGCGAUGCUGGGCAAGAACCGCGUCAUCUUCCCGGGAGAGAAGGUGCUGCUGGCGCUGUCAGGGGGGCCGGCCUCCAGCGCCAUGCUCCGGCAGGUCCAGGAGGGGCUCAGCCGGGAGACGGCCAAGAGGCUCCGCUUCAUCCCCGGCCUCGUCUACGUUGAUGAGGGAGCGGUGCGCGGGCAGAGCGCGGCACAGCGGGAGCAGAGCCUGGCCCGCAUGGAGACCCUGCUGCAGGCGACCGGCUUCCCCUACCACCUGGCCCACCUGGAGAAGGCGCUGGAGCUGCCCGCAUCCAUCCUGCGGCCAGGGCCGGGGGGGUCCGGCAAGCCCAGCCCCUCCUACAAGGACGCCGUGGAGGGCUUCAUCCAGCAGCAGCGGCAGGAGGGGGACGGGGACACCUUGGUGCCUGGCCUUGGCACCCGGGACACACCAGUGGGGCCCCCGGCUGCCCCCCGGCUGCCCCCCGCCACCCGCACCCAGGAGCUGCUGCGGCUCUUCGAGGCCGUGGAGACGCCGACGGCGAGGGAGGAGCUGCUGCAGAUGUUGCGGACCCACCUCAUCCUGCAGACGGCCCGGACCAGGGGCUACACCAAGGUGAUGACUGGCGAGAGCUGCACCCGCGUGGCCAUCAAGCUCCUCACCAACCUGGCGCUGGGUCGCGGCGCCUUCCUCGCCGUCGACACGGGCUUUGUGGACAACCGCCACGGCGACGUGAUGGUGGUGCGUCCCAUGCGGGACUACAUGGCCAAGGAGAUCGCCUUCUACAACCACUUCUUCGACGUCCCCACCGUCAUCGCGCCACCUCUGCCCACCAAGCGCCGGGAGAAGCCCAGCGUCCACCGCCUGAUGGAGCGCUUCCUCCUGGGGCUGCAGGAGGAUUUCCCCUCCACCAUCAGCACCGUCUACCGGACGGGCGAGAAGCUGAGCCCGGCCCCGGCCAAGGCGAGCAGCGAGUCCCAGCGGUGCCUGCUCUGCCUCUGCGCCCUCGACAUCGCCGGGGAGGAGGAGUUGGCCCUGGAGCCCACGCUGAUCAUGGAGGAGCCAGAGCCGGUGGGGAACGGGUGCUGCCAGGACACCCCGGCAGCGGGGGUUGAGAGCAGAGCUGCCUUCAUCCCGUUGCUGUGCUACAGCUGCCGCCUCACCUUCAAGGAGCUGGGCCCCCUCGCCACGCUGCCGCCCUAUGUGCGCGCCGAGGCUCAGCGCCGGAUCCGCAGAGCAGAGCUGGAGCUGCAGAGCCAGGAGGUCCUGCCGGAGGACGAGGAGCCCGGCAAGAGCUGAAGGGGCUGGGGAUGGCGGGGGAUACAGACCCCCAUCCCUCUGGGGCACCAGUGGGGCAGGGUGCCACACUGCCGGGGUGGUGGGGGACCAGAGCCCCUGGGACCCCCUGGCACCCAGGCAGCUGCUUUUACACCCUGUUUUGGUUACAGCUGGGGGCAGGUAAAGCCCCCAGCCCCCAUUUGGCCUGGGGUGCUGGUACCCCCAGGGCAGCAGGUCCCCGAUCCCACCCUGCACCCCCCUUCCCCACCCCAGCUGUGCAUCAGCCAGGGAGGUCUCAGCUUUUGUUUUAUUAGAUCUGUAUAAAUAAACCAUUUGAAUUAAUUAAAAAAAAAAACAAACCAAAA
This is a messenger RNA of Grus americana (Whooping crane), 1865 nucleotides long. It is a transcript of the gene CTU2, whose product is annotated as cytosolic thiouridylase subunit 2. The transcript has 15 exons. Gene Ontology annotation, molecular function: tRNA binding; sulfurtransferase activity. Gene Ontology annotation, biological process: tRNA wobble position uridine thiolation. Gene Ontology annotation, cellular component: cytosol. Lineage: Eukaryota; Metazoa; Chordata; Aves; Gruiformes; Gruidae. Bases 52 to 1521 code for a protein of 489 amino acids. The record is from RefSeq and is a predicted model, not a curated record.